Messenger RNA from Colletotrichum abscissum, 714 nucleotides. RefSeq lists its product as uncharacterized. Lineage: Eukaryota; Fungi; Ascomycota; Sordariomycetes; Glomerellales; Glomerellaceae. Bases 1 to 714 code for a protein of 237 amino acids. The record is from RefSeq and is a predicted model, not a curated record. The transcript has 3 exons.
AUGGUCUCAACACGAUCCUCCUCCCGCGCCCUCUCAACCGGCCCCGAAGCCUCCCCAAUCAUCCCCUCAAAAGCCCGCGCCGUCGUAACAGCCGCAACAACCCACCCCGAAAACAAAUCCACCCCGCAAGGCUGGUCCCAUGCGCCAACCUCCCUCACCUGCUUCUGGCUCCUCGUCUCCCUGCCCCUCGUCAUCUGGGACACGGGCUACGUCCUCCUCCGGCCCUGGACGAUGCCCGGCGGCCACCUCCACUGGCCCGUCUGGGCGCCCUACAAGCUCUACGGCGAGGUCGACCACGUGUACGGGUGGAAGGCCUUCAACGCCGGCAACGGCUUCACCUCUGCGCAGGGCGCGCUGAACGCCGUCGAGACGGUCAUGUAUCUCGCCUACUACUGGUUGUACUUCUCGCGAGGACGCGCCGUUGACGGGCCGGCUGGGUUGAAGAAGGUUGUUGGUGGGAAGGCGGGCGCGCUGGCUAUUGUUAUUGGGUUCAGCGCGGCUGUGAUGACGUUGAGCAAGACGGUGUUGUACUGGGCGAACGAGUACUUCUCUCGUUUUGACAAUAUUGGCCACAACCCCCCUCUGGACCUCCUCUUCCUCUGGAUCAUUCCCAACGGCGCAUGGCUUCUCGGCUCAGGCUACAUGAUCCUCUCCAUGGGCGGCGAGAUCGUCGACGGGCUGGCCCUCGCGUCAAAGACGACCAAGACUGAGUAA